Molecule: messenger RNA, 1441 nt
Organism: Sabethes cyaneus
Lineage: Eukaryota; Metazoa; Arthropoda; Insecta; Diptera; Culicidae
Gene: Tango4
Product: pleiotropic regulator 1
Exons: 3
Coding region: 47-1420 (457 amino acids)
Biological process (GO): mRNA splicing, via spliceosome
Cellular component (GO): catalytic step 2 spliceosome; Prp19 complex; precatalytic spliceosome
Molecular function (GO): protein binding
Source: RefSeq, a predicted model, not a curated record
UGAAUAUUCAAAUAUUUUGGUAUUUUCUGCCACUUAGAGUGUAGCUAUGGAGGAGGUUCAGCGUCAUUCAGUGCAUACAUUGGUGUUUCGCUCUUUAAAGCGAACCCACGAUUUCUUUGUAGCCAACCAAGCUUUACUUCCAGAGGUUGAUGAAAACCUAGAAAAAAUGAAAUAUUCCAUCAAAGCGCGCGAUAGUUACAAAUUAGUGUUUGAUCGAACCGCGAAAGCUAAAAAUGCUGUGAAGUGCGGUGAGACUGGGAGAUCUGAAACACUUGCUCAACCACCGCAAGAUAGCAUGUUGGCAAUUACAGCGGAAGGCGAAAUGGAUUAUAACUCGAGUAACCAAACGGCACUAGUUCCAGCUGCAGCUGCCGCUUCACAAAACGGAACAAACAGCCUACAAGUUUUACCGAAAAAGGCACCGACUAUCCCAAAACCCAAAUGGCAUGCUCCUUGGAAAUUGUAUCGUGUUAUAUCCGGCCAUUUAGGUUGGGUACGAUGUGUCGCAGUUGAACCAGGCAAUGAAUGGUUUGCUACAGGAGCAGCAGAUAGAGUAAUCAAAGUUUGGGACCUUGCAAGUGGUAAAUUGAAACUAUCUCUCACUGGUCAUGUUAGUACGGUUCGAGGAUUAUGCGUUAGUCCAAGACAUCCGUACCUAUUUAGCUGCGGAGAAGAUCGACAGGUAAAAUGUUGGGAUUUGGAGUACAAUAAAGUUAUUCGGCAUUACCAUGGGCAUUUGUCUGCCGUUUAUACUAUGGCGCUUCACCCUACUAUAGAUGUACUGGUAACAGCAGGUCGAGAUUCUACAGCUCGCGUCUGGGACAUGCGAACGAAAGUCAACGUUCAUACUUUAACUGGCCAUACGAACACGGUCGCAAGUGUUGUCUGUCAGGCUGCUAAUCCGCAGAUUAUCACAGGCAGUCACGACUCAACUGUUCGACUAUGGGACUUGGCAGCCGGAAAGAGUAUGUGCUCGUUGACCAAUCAUAAAAAAAGUGUUCGCAGUAUUGUCCUACAUCCAUCGUUAUACAUGUUUGCUUCUGCCUCGCCGGAUAAUAUUAAACAGUGGCGUUGUCCGGAAGGAAAUUUUAUUCAGAAUCUUAACGGCCACAACGCUUUAGUCAAUUGUAUGGCCGUCAAUCCGGAGGGUGUUCUGGUGUCUGGAGGAGAUAAUGGGACUAUGUUCUUUUGGGAUUGGCGUACUGGUUAUAACUUUCAGCGGUUUCAGGCUGCCGUUCAGCCAGGUUCAAUGGAUAGUGAGGCAGGAAUUUUUUCAAUGACCUUUGAUAUGUCAGGAUCAAGAUUGAUUACCACUGAAGCUGAUAAAACCAUAAAAAUCUAUAAAGAGGACGACGAAGCUUCCGAGGAAUCACAUCCUGUCAAUUGGCGACCAGAGAUAAUUAAGCGAAGAAAGUAUUAAUGAAAUCGGAAAGCACAAUAA